Hermetia illucens (black soldier fly) is the source of this 7065-nucleotide messenger RNA. RefSeq lists its product as uncharacterized. The record is from RefSeq and is a predicted model, not a curated record. NCBI's taxonomy places the organism in Eukaryota, Metazoa, Arthropoda, Insecta, Diptera, Stratiomyidae. The coding region runs from base 1232 to 4915 and encodes 1227 amino acids. The transcript has 12 exons.
UAGCGUAUCUGCGGUAGUCGUUCUAUUGCCGCGGUCGCUUCGACAUCGCUUCUUGUAGUUUGCCAGUCGCUUUCUCUGCAUGUGUUCCCAUAUGUCCCAUAGACGAGAGAUGAUCUCACGUUAAUCCACCCCACACGCUAGCCGGUAUCUUCUUCUCGGGCUUAUAACGUGGACCAAGUCAAUUUGAAUUGUUUGAAUUUCGCGGGCAGAUUAGCUUCAUGACUCAGGCGGUCGUUCAAUUCAUAAAUCAGCCCCUAAAUAAAGUGGCUCGGGGGCAUUGGGCGAUAGAGUAAUGGGGCUUAUCCAAAAAUAAUCCUAUAAACAGUUGGGAACUCUCAAAAAUGACAUAAAGAUAGUACUGAAAACUGAACACCGAAACAAUCUGAGCGAACGGAAAAUGCGUCGCAAUAUAUGUGGUAUAGUCAAGUGGGCCGCGCGGGUCGGCCUUGCGGAAGGUCCGGUCGUGCGAAAUCCAAGUACGGGUUGGCGGGUAUUCUGAUUUCUACCACGUUUUCACGUUUAUCCUUUUUCUGCUGCAAUGCAUAAUUGAGUGGUCUAGUUGUUAGUGAGUUAAGGGUAAAGUGCAUUCUCUUGUCCGUUGAAAAUUUCAGUGAGAGCAUUUACGCAGUGAGUGCUGGGGUCGUGUCGAUAAGUGGUCUAUGUGAUAAUCGGGCAGGUUACGUACAUGAAGUACAGUUGAUUGCAACCCCCUGGCUUACGGAUUUGUGGUGGUUCGGUGGUGCGGUUCUAAGGGUAGAUUGUGUAUCGGAUUAGUGGAAACAGAUUUUGUCUCGGACGUGGCUGAUUGGUGUCGUGAUAAAGAACGUAAGCAUUUUCAUUGUAUCUUUAUUCAGUCUGGUCGGAUCGAAUGUGUGUAGUUACAAGUUCAGCGAAAUUAAAUAUUCACACAGAAAUAUUCAACCUUUGAGGCGUUACAUUAGCCGAAAUACUACCUAAAGGAAAAUACGAAACGCUUAUCCGUCCGUCGAGAAAAUAUUUUUUUUGUCUGAUAAAACCCAAACGAGGACUAUCUAUAAAUUUCGAUUCAAUAUUUUGUGAACAAUAUACAAGAAGUGUAAAACUACGAAGUUACCGAAAAAGUUCGAACAUUAAAUUAGUAAAACAGGAAGCCUAAGGAUACAAACUAAAUAAGGAUUGAGACUAUAGUUUAAAAAUACAGUGGGACGAAGCGAUAGAUUGAACAUUUUCUUCGUCAACAUACGAAAAAAUAAUGUUCGGUUCGAAAUUACGAUCAUGGAUGGAAAAUCAUAUAGUUCGGCCCCGAAAAAAAGGAAAUAAAAAUAAAAAUGCCUCGAGUAACUUGGUAUCAGCAAAUGCGACCCAAAAUGGACAUAAAGGGACAACCAUUUCUAUUUACCAAGGAGACACAACAAUCGCAACAAACGCGCCAACAACAAAUGGAGGAAUCUCAAGUCCAGCGAGACGUAGUGAAGUUUCACCGAUUCAAAGUCACAAAACCAGCAGAAUUGGAUGGCAGACGCCACAAGAUGAGAUUCCAAUUUCCCAUACACCAGAGCAUUACUACUUCAACCAAAGCGUAAAGUCAAAUACAUUAUCAGCGUCUUCACUGCAUGCAACGACUACCGCAAACACAACUACUUACCAACUAACAUUCCACAGUUCGUCUACUAACAAAGCUAACACAACCCUCUCACCAAAUAACAUGCCCCGCAAAAGUUCCUACCCGCAAUCGAGCGCUGAGAACGCUUGCAACAACCACCACAAGAACCUUGCACAGAACCACCAGAAAUUCAAUCAUGCACCAAUGAAUCCAUCAAUAGCUCCGCCAGCAAUGCAUCCCGCCCAGUGCAAUAAUCAAUUUGAUAUUAACAUUCAGAAUAACAAUUCAAAGAAUCAAUCAUGCAACUAUAAGGGUAUCCUUCCGCCACAGCAAAAGACCUACUCCUCGACAAAUGGAGAUGUUCAUCAGCACAACGGGGAACCGAUACACAACGCCAAGGACGAAGUGCGAUACGGCAAGAUACUGCAAUCGAAACAUGCCGUUCCAGGGGGUGGUUUCUCGACCGCCGGGAACGGGACCUACGAUCGAAUCAAUGCAAAUAUUCAAUUUCAACCUAUAACGAAUCUGGACGACAGGACGAAACAGAACAAUAACAACAACUCAAAGCACAUAAUUAAUCAGCAGCAGCAGCAACUGCAUCAACAUCAACAACAAAUACAAAAUCAACAUUCGGGUCAUCACAAUCAUGUCCAGCAGCCGAAUGGACACGGUCAGUGCCGGAAUGGCAGUGCAUCUAAUCAAAAUCUUCUAAGAACAAAUAGAUACAGUGGCGGGAAUAAUGGCAUGUUGGGCGCGGCAAAUAAUCAUCCUAUGGGCCAUGUCAUCAAUAGUCUUUCAUCGCCGGAAAGUGCCUACUCGACAGGAUAUUCAACGGACGGGACGUCACCAGGUGCCAGCUAUACACCACCCGAAUAUUACAUCAACAUGAGAACGGGCACACACUACUUUCCAAAAGGAGUGAAUACACUUGCCAUCGAAGCAACACGUUACAAAUUUGGCUUGAACAAGAUUGAGGAAAUGUCCCCUCAGGACCCACUGCCGAAUAAUCAUAGACGAACCGAAUCCUUUGAUUUUACUCAUAACCAAAUCGCAGGUUUCGGUAUUCCUGAUCCUAGUUUCUUUGCUGCCAAAGCUUUACAGUGCCAAAAUGCUACAUCUUUAACGCCAGCUAACAUAGCAGCUAUUCAGAACUAUAAGGGAUUUGAAUCUCCAUCGCCACGACAGCGAUGCCGGAUACGAACAAAUCCCUGGUAUUCCACCACAGAAACAUCGUCCUCUGGCGGAGGCGGAGGAACAGCAGGACUACCGGCAACUUGCAACUAUUUGCCAAAGAAAAUUGAAAUUGAUGCCAGUUCAUCUUCUUCGGGAAUUAAAUCCAGCAGCGAAACUGGAGCAAGUGAUAAAAACGAGAAAAAUGAAAAAUCUUCGGAAUCGGAAUCGAGCUCUUCGACGGAAGUGGAAGUCAUUAAACGUAAUUUUUCACCGAGCACAAUACGCAGAAGGAAGGCAGCUGCUGUUGCUAAUGAGCACUCGAAAUCGGAAAAUCACGGGGGUGGUGUCCACUCCAUUUGUCCAAGCCAUCUGGAUAGCGACGAGGAUGCAACACUAAACGAGAUGAUGGGGAAGUUUGACGAGAGCUAUGUGUAUGAAAAAGAGACUGAUAUUUUAAGUGUUUACCCUUCCGAUUCCAGUGACUCUGAUCCUACAGACUGUCCAUCAGAUCUUGACACAGGUCAAGAUGCUGGGGAUGAAUGCGAUACGGACGAGCUUCUUGACAUCGAUUUUAUCGAUAACGGAUCAAUUCAGGAAAUUGUCGAAAAGGAUCCAUACAAAAACACUGGUAGCUGUUCCUACUUCAACUAUCACUUGGAGCGUCGAGCUUCGAAAAUGCGCCGCAGUAGAAAACAAAAUGAAGAUGCAUGCAGUUCUAGACGUAGAAAACGGCUCCUAAAAACUAGGAAGAAGACCUUGGAAGGCGGAAAGGACAGGCACUCACCAGUCCGAAACAGUCGAGAGUCUAGAAGUUUGGGAGGAACACCAGUUAGUUUACGACGGAAUCAAUCGGUUGAUAGUAGAAAACCGUCAAAAAUGUCACCACUAACUCAGCGAUCCAACUCACUAACCCUUACCGAAGUUCAUGCUAUUCGAGGUCGUUUUGUAGCUAUUGCUGAGAGUGAGAAGGCUUUACUGAAGGCCGAUCUAGAAGCUGACGUUAAGUAUAAGCAGCUUAUCCAUGAAGCAGAAACCAUUCUAGUGUCUAUGAAAACGACAGCCUUGAGGGAAACUCCUGUUGCAAGUCCGCGUCGAGUAUGCAACCCACCAACAAAUAAACGAGUCGAAAUGCUGCGAAAUUGUGAAGCGGACUUGAAACGCGAAGUUGUAAAGCAUCAAAAGCCAAGUGACUUUGUGGAGCAACCCUCAGACGGAAUCCUUGUAAACAAGAGAAUAGAAGUUCUACGUUCUGAUCCUGUAACAUCUGCCCCGAAUAGCCCGAAAAAUGGUCGGUUCAGUCCUCGCAAAACGCACAUUUCAAACUUCAUCAACCAAAACAUUGAACCUGUUGAAGCAAACCGCAGAAGUAGUGUUUCAGAUUCCCAGACUCCAAACAAAUCUCCUCAACUACAGUUGAAUGGUCGAGUUUUCCGCAGCCCACCUGGGUCACCCUCCCACUGGCGACGACGAGUCCGUAGUCAAUCUCCUCGUUCCAAUACUAUCUAUUCUGAUUCCGACUCCGAUGAAGACAAUAGCAGGAAGUCACAAUUGCAGAGGCGAAAUUCCAAAAUUCGAUCUGAGGCUGAGACGAAUGGAAAUAGGAAGAGUGAAUUCACGAACGAUGAAGCUGUGCGAAAAAUGCGCGAUUUGAAGGAUGACCUCAAUAACAGGAACAUAGUUUUAAAGAUGGAGAGGAUGAACUGCUUCGAUGAGACAGAUUUGACGAACCGAAACGUUGCUGAGGGAAGGAAACCUCCUUUGAUGACUUUCAGGUCAGUGGACAUGGGAAAUAGGUCAUCGAUCAGUGCAUACUGCCCGCAAAGUGAGCCCUUGAAGAGGAAAAUUUAUAAGGGAAGUUCGACGUUUGAAAGGAUCAAGAAAAGCUUGGAUUUGGAAUCAGAGAUUCCCAAACAAGCGAUUCUUGACAAGAUAACAAACUUACGGCGAGAACGACAAGCUCUUAAAAGCUCCACCAGUGACAUAAACCAAUCCACGUCGAAUACACGAGUCGAAGCAAAGCCAGGCGAAUUGGAUGCAUUGGGAGCGGUGCCAAGCACCAAACAUCAGCUCAUACUCAACACAAUCGAAGAUUUGAAGCGAAGUCUUGAAGACCAGAGCGUGGAAUUGAGUGGCCUCAACGAUGACCCAGAGAUUAAAUAAAUCAAAAGUAAGACAAGUGAGAAAAUGCAAGAUAGCGUGUUUUUGCAGGUGAUUAGAUGAUUAUGCAUUUUUUGUUCGCUCGAUUCGGCGGGUUUUAUUUUUUGCGGGAGAACAAAUAACUGACCUUCUCAAGAAACGCUUUAUAAUCAAUAAGUCCGCAAUUAUAGCCUAAAGGUUUAGGCUCAGAAGUGUUCAACCUUCGAAUUAAAACUUGAAUUUUCAGCGAGAAAAACUCGAUUGGGCCCAUUGGACUCCAUCAAUCAUAGAUUAUCCUCUGCAGUGAAGGAACGAAUUUCCGUUUGAGCAAAGCGGCGCAUUCUCUUGCGCCACAAAUCAGUUUUCGGCCAAGUGCAGGUUGCACAGCUUUCGAAGGUCAGAUAUUUGGUCUUUUCACUCCGUCAAUGAAGACGAAACCUACAGAAACUGCCCUAAAAAUAUGGUUAAUGGUUACAACAGUACCAAACACAAAUACUAGCAUAUAAUAGAAAAAGAUACAUAAAUAUUCCGUAUAAAAUACAAAUUGCAGGAAGAUAUUAAGAAAGUAGCGUUAGAUUUUUUACAAAAAUAAAAGCGAAACGAGAUAGAAGAUACUUUAGCAGAUACUCAAAGGGUAUCCAGCUAUGCAGACACGUAGUACUCCAUUCCAGAUAAUACUAAAUCCACUAUCGUUACUAUGUAUGUACUCAAUUCGUUCAUUUAACGGACCCUAACGAUUAUUCAAGUAAAACUUAGAAUGAAAUUUUAUUACUGUGUAGAUAUCCAAGUAGUUGGUUAGCAAUUGAAGUGAUUUUUUUGGAAAUUUUAUCGAUUCGAAUGUUCUUGAGUUGUCCACUACCUGGUAAGUUCGUGUAUAGUUCCAUCCAUUAGUCAUGUAGUCGUUUUAUGUAAUAUUAGUAACAAGUUUCCGAGUAAAUCAACCUUAUUCGUUUCUCGAACUAGAUAUAUUGGACUCGAUUCGAUAUCCUUGUAGAAACCAAAUUCGAAUACGAUAAGAUACAGGCGAGAUACUCGCCACGAUAGACAAAAAGAUACGAAAUAGUAAAAAGUAACUUAAUUACCACAUAUUGCAGAAAUUUGAAAACUUCCGCAAUUUAAUUUAUUUGUUAGAGGAUAAAACCAAGUUUUAUUUGAAAGUUGCAUAGAGACAAACGAUGAGUUAGUUGUAGAUAAAAUUCUAUUAAUUUGUUUUGUUAAAUAAUUUUAGUCUUAAAUGAAUUCAAAUAGAUACGUUUCCCACGAUUCCAUCCUUGGUUCUACCGGUAGUCAAUAGCUCGUUAGAUUCUUUAUCAUAUUUCUUUAUUUCGGUUUAUUUUCAUGGUAGACGUUCGUAGGGGGAUCGCAUGACACCACAAUUAGGGGGAAAUGCACGAUUUAAUAGUAACUCCAUGUAAUUAACGGAACUCGAAGAGUGAGCUUAUGCGGAAACUAACAAAGUGGGCCAAACUAAAGAAACAUGAAAAACAAUCCAGCGAGCUUUAAGAUAUUUAAUAGAUGUAAAACGAUAGCUUAGUCGAAUUCUACUCAAUUAAAUUGAUCUAAAAUUUAUUUACAUGUUAAACUCCAAGAUAAGGUCGUCUCUUAACUUAGACUUUCUAUACAUACAUACUAUUCAUAUGGAAAACAAGUGACACUUAGCAUUCAACCAAAAACCUUGACUAAAAUUAGUUACAACCCCUUCUAGUCGAUAUAAUCAGCCAAAAUGAACGAGGCAAGACCCUUGUACGAAUACGAAUCAAAUACUAAGAAACCAUCAUUCUCAAACCCGAAAGUGAUGCAAUUAACACUAUAACGAUAUUUUUUGUAAUCAGAAAAGAAUUUAUCAAAAAACAACAUAAAAAAAUCAAAACAGCAUUAAACAUAGAAAUUCCACUGUAAUAUCCAUAAAGUAUGCCAAAUCAUUCUUGAAAUGCAUUAAAAUGCAACAAGUACGAGUAAAUCAGGUCGAAAUAAACAUGUAAGCGUAAAAACAGAAACCGAUGUAACAAUAAGAAUGAAAGGCACAAAAUGUCAAUAAACAAUAAAACUCAUUAAGGAACAAUAAUCAAAAUGACGUCAUAUAAGCGUGAUCACUAACAAACAUUACCACACACUACACUAUUCUUAUCAAUGGAACAAUAAAAUUGAAAAAUAAAGUUUAAUAUUGAUGAAAA